Messenger RNA from Priapulus caudatus, 2733 nucleotides. Its product is annotated as ras-related protein Rap-1b-like. The transcript has 6 exons. The record is from RefSeq and is a predicted model, not a curated record. Gene Ontology annotation, cellular component: plasma membrane. Gene Ontology annotation, biological process: signal transduction. The coding region runs from base 127 to 624 and encodes 165 amino acids. NCBI's taxonomy places the organism in Eukaryota, Metazoa, Priapulida, Priapulimorpha, Priapulimorphida, Priapulidae. Gene Ontology annotation, molecular function: GTPase activity; GTP binding; GDP binding.
UGUGUGAAAGUUCAUUUACAGUAUAACCAUUAUAUUCUGUUAUUGCCGUCCAUUUACAAUUUCAUAUGGUUUUAAAUUGAGCAGUUAAAUAAUGUGAAGGUAUUCUAAGCUGGUUCCGUGUCUACAAUGAGGGAAUACAAGAUUGUUGUGUUGGGAAGUGGUGGAGUAGGCAAAAGUGCAAUAACAGUGCAAUUUGUUCAAGGCAUCUUUGUAGAGAAGUAUGACCCCACGAUAGAAGACAGCUAUAGAAAGGAACAAUUCACAGCAAUGAGGGACCUUUACAUGAAGAAUGGGCAAGGCUUCGUUCUAGUGUACUCCAUAACUGCACAGUCAACAUUCAACGACCUUGUAGACUUACGGGAGCAGAUACUACGCGUAAAGGACACAGAUUCGGUGCCAAUGGUACUAGUUGGCAACAAAUGUGAUUUAGAAGAUGAAAGAGUCGUAGGGAAGGACCAGGGCCAGAAUUUUGCACGGACCUACGGCAUGCACACAUUCGUUGAGUCGUCAGCUAAAGCCAAAGUUAACAUAAAUGAAAUAUUUUUUGACUUGGUGCGCCAGAUAAAUCGCAGAACGCCAGAACAGAAAAAGAAGAAAAAGAAGUCCACCUGUCAACUGUUGUAGAAAUGUUAAUGGUUGUGUAUCAUGUGUAAGUGAUCAGAUAACAAAAAACUUUUUUGCCAGUAAAUUCCUUUGCACUACCACGGCAAGAAAUAUAAGGCAUAAUAGUGGUAUUACUACCUUAAACUCGAAUAUCAGAUACAUAAGUAUUUUUAAGGUGUGUAGUAACUUAGUGUUCAUUGCUAAAUAAUUUACUGAUGGUAGGUAUCGGUGUGUAGAAAUGUAAUAUUGUCUGUAGCUGUUGUUGGGAUGCAUGGACGACAUAUCACGCUUGUUGUACUGUGCGUCAAUCUACUGCCAUUUACUCGAUGACUGUGCGAUAUAGCUCACUCAAAUAUGCUGUCCUCAUCAACGAUUUACAGUCGCUAGCACUUUCUUUUCUGUAUGUAGUGAAUAUUAUUGACAACCAGAAGCUGGUUUCAUCUUCCAUAGUUUCUCGGACAUCAGUCUUGUAUAGUUUGGUGACAUUCGUGUCAGGAUGUCAGUGAUUCAAUCAGUAUGUAGUCAUUAUUAAAGCCUGUUUGCAGAUUUAUCCAUGUAGCUUACUGUGCAUUUGCCAAGCUUUGUUGAUGCGCUCUGCAGGCUUGUUGAAAGACUCGAUGGUUGUGUCACAUAACGAAAUAAUUGACUAUUUCUAGGUGUUAUUAUCGAACCAUGUAAUUUGUUUAGUGCUGUAGUGGGUGUGUCACCACAGUUCAUUAUUGAUAAGGAGGAAAGGGUAUAUAAUAUUUAAACAACACAUCUAUUUAUGUAAAAUCAUUUUUUAACGUUGGGAAGAAAGCACGUGAGGUUUCAUAGAUGUCAUCAGUGGACACUUGCAUUGUCAGUGAGUCAGUCCUUCCUUUUAUUCGAUCUCCAAACCAAGGUUCUACAGAUUGAUGAAAUUACUCGGUUUUGCUAAGCUCACAGACAAUCGUGGGAUCAGAGUAGACAGCAUUGUCGCCUUCAGAUUGUAUCAGAUGUUGCUCUUUGUCACACAUGAUAUAGGAUGCUGCACUGCUAUAGAAGUGUCAGGGUAACAAAUUGAUCACGUAUUCACGUGUAUGAUGCAUGAAUGCCCUCGAUUAUAGUGCAUGAUGCAUUGCAGGCUUUUGAAUAUCAAUCCUCUAGUAGCUUGAUGAAUUGAACCUCGGGCGUGACGGAAGUAGGGAGGAACAGUUCGUUGUAUGCAUGUUCACGAUGUCCUGUACUCAGCCCAGCUCUAUGCUAACGCUUCUAAUUAGUCUGAAACCCUUUAUAUGGUAAAUUUGCAAGAGCUAUAUUGGAAUUUUUCCGCCCAUUUGUGCUUUACUAUGUCAUGUGAUUGCCUUUAGUUAUCACAGCGUGCAUGUCUGUAGCUAGUUGUUGGCUUUGUUUCAGCUAGAUUGAUACCUUGUACUAAUUGGUAAAAAUCCUGACUGAAACGCAAAUGGUGGCAGAUAUUUUAGUUCUUCCAUUACUAACGUGGUGCUAAUUGACAAACUUGGAACUGUUAGAUCGUGGUAACAACAAGAUAACAGUAACGAGCGAAUACACAGUGUAAGAUAUCUGUGUACCAUGUAUGUGUAGUUGAUUCAUUUCUGUAUGUAACGCUGCUUUUAUGUUGGGCAAGUUUUUGUUUGGGAUUACGGUCAAAUUUAUUGCAAUGUGCGGUCGCGAAGAUUAGCAGCUUGAUAUACAGUGUUUUACAUUGUAUCACAAUUCGUUUCAUUUUCCGUUUCGGAAGGUUAUUUUGUAAACAAGCCGAUAAAAAUAAAACAGCAUUGAUCUAUAUUGAUGCGAUGAUUUUAUUUUGCAAGUGCUAGCUUGUGUACACUGUCGGGUCAGCAGAUACCCAGUGGAAGGUUUCACCGCAUGUGCGCAUCAUAGAACCUAUUGAAUGCGUUUACCGUCAAUAUCCAACCAGUGGGAGUGCUGGAAUGCUAUUUCGCAGUUUCUUUAUUUUUACCUCGUGCUACAUAUUACAAUUUCCUUUCUCUGUGAAUGUUUGUCAUUGGCGAAUGUGGCUAGCAUGUGGCUAGCAUGUGGCUAGCACGUGGCUAGCACGUGGCUAGCAAGUGUGAAUUAUAGAUGUUUCAAACUUGACUCGGUUUAUGAUUUGAAUAAUAAAUGACCGUUUUUUAUAUAUAAAGA